ACGAAAUGCUUAUUAAAUUCACAAAAUGUAUUUUAAACACACGGGCACUAAACAUGCCCAUCACACAGUGGCGACAAUGCCACAGUGUGUUUGGAAUCAAGAAAUUAAUCGAAACGGAAAAGCUGCCCGAACAAGACUUCGAACUGCACCGCAUCACCCCAGACCUGUACCAGCCAGCAGUGGACAUGAUCAAGCGAGACUUCCUCCCGCUACACGUGCUGUGUCAGUACAGGAAGAUGGACCUCAGUAAUGAUAGGUCGCUGGAUGAGUACAUUGUGCGAUUGUUAAAGCAAGGCAACUCCACGUGUGCGCUGACGGAGGACGGGUCGCUGGCCGCCGUCUCCGUGAACUACGCGAGCAGUCGCUGCGACCCCGACAACUUGCGACAGUACGCCUACUAUAGACAGGAUCCAAACACGAAAGACUUCUUUUAUUUCCUGGCCAAGUUACAGGAGACUCCAAAUUUGUGGACCAUGUUCAAUCAGCAGAAAAUAUUUGAGAUGAAGAUGUUGUGUGUGUCCCCCGGGUGCCGGCGGCGCGGGCUGGCCACGCGGCUGGCGCGGCGCGCGCGGGAGGCGGCCACCGACCAGGGCUACUGCGUGUUGAGGCUCGACUGUCUUAAUAGAUAUGACUACAAGCUAGCGGAACGGCUCAUGAUGCGCUGCAUAUCCCGCUACCCGCUGCACCGGCUGCGCGGCGCCACCGCCCCCUUCGUGAAGAAGAGCUCCGAGCUGAACCGCGUCGUGAGAGUGUAUGUGGAGGGGAGCGAGUGUCGCGAGGUGGCGGAGACCAUUGAGAUGGUGAGGAAGAGAGCGCCUGAGAGCUUGAUCGAGUAGCUUGGAAGCAUUUGUCCUAAUGUCCGAUUUCACCAUUGAAAAAUAAGGCGUAUCAGAGAA
Molecule: messenger RNA, 896 nt
Organism: Plutella xylostella (diamondback moth)
Lineage: Eukaryota; Metazoa; Arthropoda; Insecta; Lepidoptera; Plutellidae
Product: Arylalkylamine N-acetyltransferase-like 3
Molecular function (GO): N-acetyltransferase activity
Source: RefSeq, a predicted model, not a curated record